Molecule: messenger RNA, 1398 nt
Organism: Scutellospora calospora
Lineage: Eukaryota; Fungi; Glomeromycota; Glomeromycetes; Diversisporales; Gigasporaceae
Source: the annotation of a GenBank genome assembly
AUGGAAAAUUUGAUAGAAUCUCCUAAUAACAUCAUUUCUAGUAUCUCAAUACCAAAUGAAAUCGGAACAGAAGUUGUUGGUAAUACAUAUCGUACUAAGGAUCACUGGAUAACUACAAUGUAUAAUAAUCAAAAUGUUUGGCAAUGCUUGCAUUGUCAAACAAAGAAAUAUUCAAUAAAUACUAGUAGAACACAUUUAAAAGAACAUACUAUAAAGUGUCCUAAUUCCCCACUAAUGGAUACCCAGAAUGAUGCGUUCCAGCAAAUUAUAAAAGAAGAGAUAGAUAAGUUAAUAGUUGAUUUAAUUGUUAGAACAGGAAUGUCCUUCAAUGUUCUUGAAAAUCCAUUAUUCCAUAAAAUGGCUAGGAAUCUUCAAUAUGUUAAAAAGUCAUACAAAGUCCCACAUCCAACUACAAUAUCACGCUAUAUUAGAUCAUGGGUUAGUGACAAUUGGAAAAUAGUCAAUAUAAUUUUAAGUUUUCAACAAUCAGGCCAAACAGCAAACGAAAUAUUAUCAGUAAUUAAAAACACCUUAGAUGAGUAUUCCAUUAAAGAAAAAAUAUUUGCACUCACUAUGGAUAAUACUACUACAAAUAAAGCUGUAACUAAUCCUUUGAGUAGUGGUAGAUUAGAGAUAUUAGAAUCAUAUUGUAUAAUUUUGGGAAUAAAGUUUUUGCGACCUGUUCUUGAAAUAAAUACACGUUGGAAUUCUACAUUAGCUAUGUUUGAAAGAUAUCUGUAUCUACAUUCAGCAAUUUCUGAGAUGUGCUUGAAAGACCCAUCUAUGCCUCCCUGUUUAGAUCAUGAAAGCUUCUUAAUUCUUGAAUCCUUCUGCCAAUUCCUUAAACCAUUUGAAAAGGCUACUUUAAUUCUCUCUAAAGAACAAUCUAAUUCAAUCUCUAAUGCAAUAAUAAUUAUAUUAGAAAUUUGUCAACAUAUUAAUCAAAUUAGAAAUAAUGACAUGAUCUACAAAAUGAAAAAAAAAUUUGAAAAAUAUUGGGAUGUAAUAAUUGAACAUGUAAUAAUUGCUUAUGUUCUUGAUCUAAGGUAUAAGCUAGAUCACUUAAAAGCAAUUUUAAUUCAAGUUGGUAGAUAUAGUAAAAGUGAUGCAGAACUAUUUGUUGAUAAUAUUCAGCAAAAAAUUAUUUCUAAUGGAAUUAAAUAUAGUAUCGCAGAAUCUUCAAAUAUUGAAACUGUUGAGAAUAACUAUUUUGGUACAAUAGAAUAUGAAUUAGAAUUAUAUGAAAGAGUGCCUCUUGAAAAUUUUUCAAAUAAUAAUGAAAAAGAAGAAAAUAAAGGAAUAUUAAUUUGGGAAUCAUUAUCAUAUAGAUUCCCAGUGCUUAGUAGAAUGGCACAGGAUUAUUUAAGUAUCAAACUAUCAAGUGUUUCUAGUGAGAGG